Molecule: messenger RNA, 410 nt
Organism: Staurois parvus
Lineage: Eukaryota; Metazoa; Chordata; Amphibia; Anura; Ranidae
Source: the annotation of a GenBank genome assembly
GUGAUCAGCUGUGUCCAGCUGUAGUACUGCCGAUAACUGGCAACUGUCAAAGCAGGGACUGGCACCGAUCAUCAGGGCCCUGAUGAUCGGUACCCACCUGUGCCCACCAGUGCCACCCACCAGUGCCACCCAUCAGUGCAGCCAGUCAGUGCCACCCAUCAUUGUUGCAUAUCAGUGCAGCAGUAUCACUGGCCGCCUCAUCAGUGCCAGCUUACCAGUGUCACCAAUCAUUGCUGCCUAUCAGUGCCCAUCAGUGCUGCCUAUCCAUGCCACCUCAUCAGUGCUUCCUAUCAGUGUAGCCUCAUCAACGCACAUCAGUGAAGGAGAAAAAUUACCUGUUUGCAAAAUUUUAUAAUAGAAACAAAGAAAAAACUUUUUUUUUCAAUUUUUUGCUCUUUUUUUGUUUAUAG